UGUUAAUCGGUUAUCGAUUACAAGCUGAUACAUUUGCCCUUAACUAAUAGAAUUUGAGUAAUUUAAUAAUAUCAUAAAUACAGCAAAUUAGUUUCGUAUUUAACAAGUAUUCGUUAUGGAGAAUGAAUUUGAUUUUAGUGGCUGUGGUCCACUAAGUGCAGUGGUGCAAAGAGACUCCUUGAGUAGUACUGGCUCUUCGGUAUCUGCUAGUAGCACAUCCAAUUCUACAAAGACGGCACUGAACGAUUGCUCUGUAGCAUGGAUAAGUUACCUCAACUCGCUAAAUAACUUGUGUUGUGCUGGAAGUAAAUUGAGUAGUACACUGACGGUACUGGAGCAAUGUGGACUUUUUGGAGACAAGACUACUAAGUCAUAUGCUGAAAAAAGUUUUUUUCACAAUCACCCAUCUUCUUAUUUAACACACUACUGGAAUGAUUUAGCCAGAGCAACCGCAGUUGCCACAAGCACUGUAAAAGCGCAUAUUGUGGCAAUUUUGCAAGACUUCGUUGCAAUACCAUCAGCAUGUGAGCCAUCGAUAUGUGAAAUGGAACAGAAACGUAUAAGAGAUCAUAAUGAACUUAUAAUUAUGGAGAAUGCCCAAGCAAUGAUUAAUAUUCAGCAUCAAUUCUGUGCCGCUAGUUAUGACGCCUUUUCAUCUUUAACAUGUUGCUUUGUUUGCAAAUCACCUGUUGGCUUUCCACAUGAAGCUGAAUGCAUAAUGAUAAAACAAAGAUCAAACACUGAUCCGCGUUCUCAAACCCCUUCACCGAAUAUGGGUGGAGCUUACAAAGCGGAAACUUCUAGAGGUAACUCCAUAACGGAUCAGCGUCCACAUUCACAUGGUUCUUUAACUAGUCAGCAAUUAGAUCAACCAGCACACUCCAUGGACCAAAUUCGGGGAACGUCGCCGCUGCAGGCUAUUUUUGAAAAUACAAAAGGGCCGUUACCAAAUCCAGGGCACUUACUUGCUAUGAAGAGUCCUUUUUGCAGAGGUGUGAGAUCUCCAUUGAAUAUUCCCUUAUUUCCUUUAAACGGUCAGCGUAGAUGGUCUGAAGCCGCCGCAGGAGAGGUAAUAGAUGAUAAUACAACAGAUGUCGAAAAUCAAAUGAGACGAUGGUCUAUGCCAUGGGAGGCACUCAAAUUUGAUAAAAACACAGUUACUUGGUAUCAAACCCGAAUAAUGCCAAUAAAUAACAUCAAUUUACUAAGCCACAAAAAGACAUGCGCUGACAGAAGCAUAUCCAACACACCUGCUUGACCUGACCAUACAUCAGCAGUUACGCACGUAUUUGUACGCCCAGAUGGUUUGAACCACAUGGAAGAUUUUGUUAGCGAACAAAAUCUUAAUCAUCAAUAGAGCCGUUACUACCAUAAUUUAAGAGACUCGUAGUUUUUUCUUUACUGACGUUUUGAAUUGAUAAACUAGAUAUUACGAUAACAUACGUCAAACAAUGAAUCAAUUAGAGUUAAGUUCUUUAUUCUAUAUACUA
Molecule: messenger RNA, 1490 nt
Organism: Anastrepha ludens (Mexican fruit fly)
Lineage: Eukaryota; Metazoa; Arthropoda; Insecta; Diptera; Tephritidae
Exons: 6
Coding region: 116-1258 (380 amino acids)
Source: RefSeq, a predicted model, not a curated record